CACGCUAUUCUGUGGUCGCCAUCACCGGAAGUGGAAAACAUCACGGCAUGCGUAGGAGAUGACCUAUCAAUCGCAUGGUCCUUCACAAUGAGCCCGACUGAGACUGUCAUUGACAUCACGUGGUUUUUGGAGAAGAAUGGCGGCAACAGGACCCUCUUUGCUAGCCUCAUCAGCGGCGAGUUUUUGCCGUUGUCAAGGCAACACGUGCAGUUUGUGCCCAACGCCGGUUUCCGGCUACAGAACGUGACUGUAGGCGACACUGGGCUGUACUCAGUGCACGUCAGCACCUACGACGGCGCCGGUCACGUGACCACAAGUAAUCGCUCUGCUGUUGUGGAGGUGGCUGCUCCUCCGAAACUUGCUGGGGGUCAGUUCCUAGCUCGCCGUCACGUGAUGCCCGUCGUGGAUGACAUCACAGACACCUUGGAAUGUCAUCCUGGAGUGCGGACAGUUCACUGACCGGGGUCAGCCGCCGGUCAUCGUCGACUGGACGACACCAUCAGGACCUGUUUACACAGACUUCAACUACCAGGGCGGUUACUUUCUCCUCCCCCUGCAAUCCGUGGAGACAGGAAACUACACUUGCUCUCUCUCAGACCAGAGUACGGCAAAACGAUGUCUUGCCAGCGACUCGCCGUUACUAGGGGAGGCAACUGUCUACCUCCAUCAAAACGUAAAUUGGACGGCAAUGAAGGCAAUUCAAAGAGAGUUAAUCGAAAGAGAGGAUGCUCUGAGACGUGAAAACGAGGAGCUGAAGUCCAAGGUGCAGAAUCUCACACAGACAUUACAGCAGCUUGAGCAAGUCAUUAAUCCUCAAUAUUCCUCGUGUGUAGACAUACAGCAGCACAACAGCAUGAGUGGUGUUCACAAACUGUUCGAAGGGAAUGUUUCAGUGUCGGUCUACUGCGACCAGGACACAGAUGGAGGAGGGUGGACGGUGUUUCAGCGUCGGUAUGAUGGUUCUGUGGACUUUUUUCUGAAUUGGACAGAAUACACACGAGGCUUUGGGGAUCUGAAUGGAGAGUUCUGGCUGGGACUGGACAGCCUGCAUGUCCUGACGUCCUCGAGGCGCCACGAGCUGCGCGUGGAUCUUCAAGCAUUUGACGGGACCCGAGGGUUCGCUUCUUACAGUGGCUUCAUCAUUGGCAACAGCAGCACCAACUAUACGAUCGAUUUCGACGAUUUUCUGGGUGGAGAUGCAGGUGACUGUCUAACAUAUCACAAAGGUCGCGAGUUCUUCACACCUGAUCGGGACAAUGACUCCGGAUGUGCAAGUUACAGUCACGGGGCGUGGUGGCAUGGUAGUUGCUUCUACUCAAACCUCAAUGGCAUCUACAGACCCACUGCUACCACACCUCACGCGGACGGCAUCAUGUGGAUUUCUUUCUCAGGAUACGAUGAAUCGCUGAAACGGACGGAAAUGAAAAUUCGACCUAUGUAGAUUUUUCUUAAUCACGGUUUGUAAUUAAAACUUUCAUUAAAGAUGCGACCGUUUGGGUGCCGCGUUCUGCGAUAUCAA
Messenger RNA from Pomacea canaliculata, 1519 nucleotides. RefSeq names its product microfibril-associated glycoprotein 4-like. The record is from RefSeq and is a predicted model, not a curated record. The coding region runs from base 407 to 1441 and encodes 344 amino acids. The transcript has 8 exons. NCBI's taxonomy places the organism in Eukaryota, Metazoa, Mollusca, Gastropoda, Architaenioglossa, Ampullariidae.